Symbiodinium sp. CCMP2456 is the source of this 363-nucleotide messenger RNA. The record is from the annotation of a GenBank genome assembly. NCBI's taxonomy places the organism in Eukaryota, Dinophyceae, Suessiales, Symbiodiniaceae.
AUGGGCUGCUCCGGCACAAAAGCGUCCGAAGGGCCACCGAAACCUGAGUUCGGCCAUGCCUGGGCGACUCUUCCCAAGGAAAUGGUCGUCAAAGAGCGUGCCAAACGCGCCAUCAAAGACAAGAGUGAGGCCAGCCAUGCGACAUCCUCUUGGGAUAACCUCUGCACGGAGGACGGCGAGAUAGUGCAGCCGGAACGGAAACUCCACGACCGGCAUCUACGCAAGCUCAACAAGUUCUUGCACACCAUAGAAAAGGAUCCGAAGGCCUUCGAGGCACACAUUGCGGCACAGCGGCACGAGAUUGACGACAGCCCGUCACUUGAUGAUGACAGCAGCCAGGAAACAGUCAACCUCUCGCUCUAA